GCGGCAGGAAGCUCCCACUGGGAAUGUGUCUCAGAGGUGCUCUGUGCCUCAGCCCCAUUGUGAGGGGCACCCCUGGAGCCGUCAGGCAGGGGUGCUGAGGGGCCUCAGUCCCGCUCCGAGCUGCUGGGGAUCGUUGUGGUCCUUGGGCUGUCACGCUUGAGCUCCCCAACAUCUGGCUUGGCUGGGAGCUGGUGGGGCACCAAGGGAGCGAGCCCCCCAGCUCGGGGUGACCCGCCGGGAGCUGCGAACCCCCCGAGGAUGAAGGCGCUGGUCCAGCUCUUCCUAACGCUGGUGUGUGUGUCAGCAGUCGCCGUGCUGUACGUCCUGCUGUGCUCCCACGCCUGCCUGCAGCCCUGCUGCUCAACCCCGGGGCAGUGGGGCAGCCCCACGGCACCCACCGUCCUCAGCUUCCAGGGGUACAGCCGCGUCCCUGAUGGGAAGCCACUGGAGCGGGCGCUGUGCCGCCGCUGCGCCAUCGUCUCCAGCUCAGGGCAGAUGUUGGGCUCACGGCUGGGAGAGGCCAUCGACGGGCACGAGUGCGUCCUGCGCAUGAACCAUGCCCCGACCGCCGGCUACGAGGAGGAUGUGGGGACGCGGAGUACUGUCCGGGUGGUGUCACACACCAGUGUUCCGCUGCUGCUGAAGAACCAGCCCUACUUCUUCCAGCAGUCCCAGGAGACCCUCUAUGUCAUUUGGGGGCCACCAAAGAAGAUGAACCGAGAGAAGGUGGGCAUAACCUACCAGGUGCUGCUGAAGGUCAUGGGGAGUUACCCCCACCUGCACAUCUACACCCUGACCGAGGAGAAGAUGAAAUAUUGUGAUGACCUCUUCCAAAACGAGACAGGGAAGAACAGGAUUAAGUCUGGCUCCUUCCUGAGCACGGGCUGGUUCACCAUGAUCUUGGCCAUGGAGCUGUGCGAGCAGAUCCACGUCUUCGGCAUGGUCAGCGACAGCUACUGCAGGGAGAAGAACCACUCAAGCGUGCCCUACCACUACUUUGAGAAGGGUCGGCUGGAUGAGUGCGGGAUGUACCUGAUGCACGAGCGAGCUCGCCGUGGUGGGCACCGCUUCAUCACUGAGAAAGCCGUCUUUGCCCGCUGGGCCAAGAAAAGGAAUAUCACCUUCACCCACCUGUCCUGGGCAGGCAGGUAGGGUGCCAGCAGUUGGGUGAGGUGGUGGGGUGGCUCUCAUCCUGCAACAGCGCAUCUCUCCUUUACUGAUGCCAUGGUUGAAAGCCUUUUUCUGAGCCCCGGAGCGGGGCGUCUCUGUCUCCACAGUGGCAGGGGCAGUUCCCCCAGCCGGUGGAUGGGCUGAGACCUUGUGUGUCAGCGCACGGCGUGCGUGAGUUGGACCCACAGAGCCUCACUGGCUCCAAGUGCCUGCCCAGAUGGACCCAGGGCGAUCACAGAGGUUUUCUGCCCCUCCACUGGGAUGAAUAUUUAAUGCAGGAUUAAAUAUUUAUGCUGCGGGCUCCAGCGUGACACAGGGUGGGAGAGCUUGGCCUUACCAGGGCCACGAGCUGAUCCCUCUCCCAGAGAUGAAGCUCCACCGCCAUCCUUGCCUCAUUCAUGCCCUAAGACCCAACACUGGAUGUGGGGUGCAGGGAGCCAAGUCCAGGCUCCCCCAUCCUGCUGCCUUCUGCUGCUUCAGACCUGGGCAGGUCCCUGUGGUCCCCUGAGUCCCUCAACUGGGAAGCCCAGGGGCCACACACACCCCAGGGGCUCCGAGUUGCCUUGUCACAAGUGCCCUUGGAUUCAGACCAAAGCAAACGUGGCCAUUAAAAGCAUUUUUAACUGG
This is a messenger RNA of Cuculus canorus (common cuckoo), 1797 nucleotides long. It is a transcript of the gene ST6GALNAC4, whose product is annotated as ST6 N-acetylgalactosaminide alpha-2,6-sialyltransferase 4. The coding region runs from base 259 to 1152 and encodes 297 amino acids. Gene Ontology annotation, biological process: ganglioside biosynthetic process; oligosaccharide metabolic process. The record is from RefSeq and is a predicted model, not a curated record. The transcript has 6 exons. Lineage: Eukaryota; Metazoa; Chordata; Aves; Cuculiformes; Cuculidae. Gene Ontology annotation, molecular function: alpha-N-acetylgalactosaminide alpha-2,6-sialyltransferase activity.